Molecule: messenger RNA, 2128 nt
Organism: Ceratitis capitata (Mediterranean fruit fly)
Lineage: Eukaryota; Metazoa; Arthropoda; Insecta; Diptera; Tephritidae
Gene: Clamp
Product: zinc finger protein 492
Exons: 7
Coding region: 194-2110 (638 amino acids)
Cellular component (GO): nucleus
Source: RefSeq, a predicted model, not a curated record
UUCUUACUACAAUAUUUUAGAAAUUUCAGUCUUGUUUUAGCGACCGAGCGAGUGUGAACGGCAAAGCAAAUGCGCGAGUGGUGCAAUUUUUUAGUUUUAAUGUGUGAAGAAGAAAACUGUGGAAAAGAGAACAAUUUUAAGAUUUUUUCUUUCAACCAAAUUUAAAGAAGUUUUAUUCACCUAAUACACUCUAAUGAUGGAGGAUAUUACAAAGAAUAUAAUAUUCACCACCAAUGCAAUAGGUGCUAAUGGGCAGCCUACUACAAUACAGUACCAAACAGCGGAUGGCACAAUUUUAAAACAACCUAAAAUAGAAGGGCAAAAGGCGGAUCAGCCAACUUUUUAUUACACCACCACUAAUGGCAGCGCUGCAACUACAGUGAAUUUGGCGCAACUAACCACCGACGACAACAAAACAUGUUAUAUUGCCCAACCAGUUGGUGGUUAUAAUUAUGCGCUGGUAAAUGGUAUGCAAUUAAAUCAAGGUGGCACAAUUGGUAUAGCCACAUUGGAUGCACAAGGACGGCUGCAGAUUGUAAACCAAAAUAAACCAAUUGCAGCUUCGUUACAGACCAUCUCACCCAUGCCGAAUACCAUCUCGAAUAUCAGCUUCAAAUGUGAUGUGUGCGGCUUAAUGUUUUCUCACUUGGCACUAUUGAAUCAUCACAAACGUAUUCAUACGCAAGAUGGUAGUGAUCAACAGCAACAACAGGGGCAACCAGAAACAAUAGUUUUGAAUGCGCAGGGCUUAGUACAGGCGCAAAAUAUAAUAACAGAAAACGGACAAAUGGGUCAAAUUCAAAUUGUGGCAACGGAAUCGUUGGAUCCUGCCGCAAACGUACUGCAACAGCAACAACAGCAACAGCAACAUACCAAUUCCGUUGUUUCCAAUAUUCCAGCACAAAAUACCGGUAACGAGAGUACUGCGAAUACGACCAAUAUUACUGGUUUAAAAUCGGUUAAAUUGACACAAUCAAAAUGCAUCACUUGUGGCAAUCAAAUGUUACAACCGGCUAAACGUAAAGGUCCAAAGCUAGUGCGCUGUGAAGAUUGUAUACGUGCCGACCAAGAGAUGUCAACACAGCAAGGAAUUACACCCACUCAAAUUUUUGUUGCACAAGAUGGUGAGAUUAAAUGUGAAAUAAAUGAAUUUGUUGGCGGUGGAAGUACUGACUCCUCGCCAAUGGAUACGCUAACAGCACAAGACGGUAUGUUAUCACAUCAACUGCAGCCGAUGCAAGUAGUUUCGAAUUCGUCUGAACACCAACAAAACACACAACAAAUACAAAAUAUAGCACCGAAGCAGGAACAAAACCAAACAUCCACUAAUAAUCAUCCAGUAAAAAAACGAAAUCAACAACAAGUGACAAAAUGUCAAAAAUGCAAUGGAUCCGGAGUGGUAUUUGUUGGCACAGGUUCACCGGCCACUAAGCAACAAGCUGCUAAUGGAAAAACAGAAAACCCCAAACCAUUUACUUGCAACAUUUGCGGUGGCACAUUCUCGCGUUACUCGAGUUUGUGGUCGCAUAAAAAGUUACAUAGCGGUGAAAAGAAUUACAAGUGCAGCAUUUGUGGUUUGGCGUUUGCCAAGGCGGUAUACUUGAAAAAUCAUGCCAGGAUACACACUGGCGAGAAGCCCUACAAAUGUCAAACAUGUGGCAUGCAAUUUUCACAAUCACCGCAUCUAAAGAAUCACGAACGAACACAUAGCGGUGAACGUCCAUAUGUCUGCGAAGUGUGCGAUAAAGGAUUCGCUCGCCAUGCCACGCUGUGGAAUCAUCGACGUAUUCACACUGGCGAGAAGCCUUAUAAGUGUGAAAUUUGUGGCUCAGCAUUUUCACAAGCUGCACAUUUGAAAAAUCACGCUAAAGUACACUCCGGUGAGAAACCAUUCCGUUGCGAUAUUUGUUCGGCGGCAUUUGCCGAUCGAUUCGCGUUGAAACGGCAUAGAGGCAUUCAUCAGAAAUAUGGCCAAACAGCUCCACGACAACCAGCACAAACGAAUCAACAGUCUAUGAGUACUGACGGUCAAUCUGUUAUGAUACAUAAACAGGAGAUAGCUGAAAUGGAUGAUGAUGCGCAACAUGAAGUGAUCAUAUCCGGGUUAUAGACAAAAGCGGCAACAGCA